Dipodomys ordii (Ord's kangaroo rat) is the source of this 7410-nucleotide messenger RNA. RefSeq names its product C2 calcium-dependent domain containing 3 (gene C2cd3). Gene Ontology annotation, cellular component: centriolar satellite; centriole. The transcript is spliced from 31 exons. Gene Ontology annotation, biological process: centriole elongation; cilium assembly. NCBI's taxonomy places the organism in Eukaryota, Metazoa, Chordata, Mammalia, Rodentia, Heteromyidae. The record is from RefSeq and is a predicted model, not a curated record. The coding region runs from base 91 to 6756 and encodes 2221 amino acids.
AACACCGGCGCCUUGGGGAGCGAUGGAGGGAGGGUACGGUUUAGGUGCUGGGACCCGAGUUGAGCUAGUGAAGAAGAGCCCCAGCUCGUCAUGAAACAGCGAAAAGGUCCUGGGUCUGGGGGCAGCCAUGGGCGCAAGAAGAGAGGUUUGAGUGACAUUUCACCAUCUACAAGCCUACCGCCUCUAGUGGAAGGCCAGCUGCGCUGCUUUCUGAGACUUACUAUUAAUAAAGUUAUAUGGAAGAUUGCAAAGCCUCCCACUUGUGUACUUGUCCGAGUGAGAUGGUGGGGAGAAACAUCAGAUGGAACCCUCUUUUGUCCCAGGGAUGCAUUGCAGACUGAACCAAAAGCUGUGAGAACAACAACACGUUAUGCUAUUCGCUGUGGUCCAAAACAGUUUACUUCUUAUCUAACAGAUAUGGCUGUGUUGGUGCUGGAUGUAAUCACCAAAUCUGAUCAUCUUCCAAUUGGUAGAGUUCAAAUCAGUGGCCUAGCUCAGCUUUCUCCAACCCAUCAGAUCAAUGGAUUGUUUACCAUCAUUUCACCAACAUCUAAGAAACUUGGAGACCUUCAGGUCUCACUUGCUCUGGAACCUCUGUCAGAAACUUAUGACAGCUACAGCCCUCUACCUAUUACUGACAUGGUAGAAAAUGUGCUUUUAUCUGAGCAAGGAUUCAGAGGAAAUACCAAAAACAUAAGAAUUGCUGGGAAAGAAUUAGUAGCCAACAGUAGUAGAUCAACUACACCAAGGGGGAAGGACCACUUGUACUUUCCAGAGAACUCUAAUACAGGAAAGGAUUCUUUCUUUGGACUACAGCACCAUCUAAAUUCAGGGCAGAGUUUAGAGUCUGUAACUCUGAAAGGCAAAGCUCCACGGAAACGUAUGUCCCUUCUCAACAGUUCUGAAUUCCAGCCUCAAAUUAGGACAGUUGCCAAGAGUUACAGUGACUCAUGUGUUCUUCCUUCAAACAACCCUCCUACCAAGGACCUUCUUUCAGCUCUGUUAGAACAAGGCAAUAAACUGCGUAAUGCCAUGGUGAUUUCUGCAAUGAAAUCAAGCCCAGACACUAGCAUGAUGUUAGACAAUGUUCAUCCUCCUCUGAAGGAAGACUCUCUUAGAUCAUCUACAAGACUCAAAGCCUUGUCUAACAAUCAAUUUAAAGACCACAUAGAAGAUCACCUCCUCCCACCGACUGAGAAUACAGUUUGGAAUCCUGACACAAAAACUGAUACCGAAGCUAUACAGCUGCUAUUAGGCAGUGCUGAAUUAUCCCAAGGUCAUUUCUGGAAUGGAUUAGGCUCUCCUCCAGACUCCCCAUCUCCUGGGAGUGAUGUUUAUUGCAGCAGUGAGCUGAAUGACCCACAGUAUGACCAGAGUCUCCUGGAGAAAUUAUUUUACACAGCACCUAAGUCUGAUGGCAGCAUCAGUGAUGUUCUUUGUGAAGAUGAUGGUAGGGUCCCAUCAAAAAAAUUAAACCAGUCAAAAGCUCUUGGUAGAUCUUCUAAGGCUCUAGAACCAAAUGAUCAGAAGCUGAAGAGAGCAUCAGUGGAAGAAAACAGAAAUUUGGUUGAACAGAUGACCUCAGAAAUUCCAGAAGAUGCCCCAGUGAUGACAUUAAGUGUGGCUAGACUGGCCCUUCUAGGUAGAACACAUUCAGUCAGAAUCAUCAUUGAAACAAUGGGAGUCCCUCCAGAUAGUCCUCAGAUGACCCCUGGCAAAAAACCCUUUGCUGGGAGAUCAGCUAAGCUGAUAACAGCAAAAAAGUGCACUUUCUUUGUGGAGUAUCACUUUCCUGUGGGCUUUUCCAAAAGUAAACUUGGAAAGACAGCUUUGAUAACUGAAGUUGUUCGACUUGCCUCCAGUAAAAUUACAGAUGGAAUGGUGAAAUUCCAGCAGCGAUUUGUGUUUCCAGUGCAGUUCAAUGGCCCAAUGAUAGAGCACUGGUGGAAUUCUAAACUCACCUUCCAAAUCUAUGCAAAGAAGCCUCCACAGAAAAAGCCAGAACUCGUGGGAGCUGCAUCACUUAUUUUGAGAGCUGUCAUUCAGUCAAAGCUGCUAUCCUUCAGUGACCAACUUCCAGUGCAACAGGAAAAUGGCCAGGUUCUACUUGGCCCCCUGAAGGUAACCAUGGAGCUUGUUAUAGAUAACAAGGAUUUUGCUGAUGUCAAUACUGAGCUAACUAGCAGCACCCAACAAGCUCCACUUUCUGUUGUUACAAGUCCAAAUAAGAUAUUACUAGAAACCAGCCAAGAUAAUACUUGUACCACAGAUCUACAGAACACAAAUCAAGUUCAUGAGGAAACUGCAAAGAAAGCACAGAGACUGAUACUUUCCAAUGCAAAGCCACCUAGCCCUGUAGCAACAAAUUCUUCAGCCUUCAUGUCUGUGCCAGCCUCCCAUAAUUUAGUAAAUCAGGCAAAUGGGUCAGCCAAAGAAAAUGCUUUGCUCUUGUAUGUGCUGUUGAUGGUGCCAGAUGGGAAAGAUUUUAUUACUGGAGAAUCUGAGAAACAACCACCAUGCAAUGUUUAUUUAACUUGUAAACUCUUCAGCACAGAGGAAGUCACCAGAUCUGUCAUUGCCUGGGGUACAACACAACCAGUCUUUAACUUCUCUCAGAUAAUUCCUGUCUCUCUGUCUUCCAAACACCUGGAAAGGCUUAAGAACAAUGUGAUGAUAAUUGAAACCUGGAAUAAAGUUCGGAGCCCAGGACAAGACAAGUUGCUUGGGCUGGUGAAACUACCCCUCCAUCAGUUUUACAUGUCAUUCAAAGAUCCCAAGAUUUUUCACCUGCUGCUUGAUGCUAAGUACCCAGUUAUUGCCGUUGACAACUACAUGCCUGUGAUUGAUGUGUUCUCAGGCCACCAAAAUGGGAGUCUUCGAGUCUUCUUAGCUAUGGGUUCUUCAGAUCAGAUAAUGACAUUGCAAAGAUUAAGGAAUGAAGAAGGAACACUCUAUCCUUUCAGCCCUAAGCCAUCCCAUUUCCUGGACCAGCCAUCUGUAGCAUCUGUUUCUAAGCAGGCAGAAGGCAAAGGAAAUGUGUUAAUGGAGCACCACUUUGAGUUCCAUAUCAUGAUGGUUAAAGGGCUAGCCCCUCUUCAGUCAACAGUCUGGGGAGAAGCAGAUUGUUAUGUCCAGUACUACUUUCCAUUUCAAGACUCACAGUCCAGUGUGCUCAAAGAGCCUGAUUUCCUUGAAAAUGGAAUUACUCUGAAGCCCUUCAGAACUUCAACUACCCUCUGUGUUCCAGAUCCCGUCUUUAAUAGUGAGCACCAUCAUUCUCUCCUGUUGCCAACUGAAGUUCCAGUGCAAAGGCUCCUGCUCAGUGCCUUCAUGUCACAGGGGCUUCUGCCUGGAGGUGGGGUCCAGUUUGAAAUCUGGUGCAGGGCUUUGGCUGAGCAGGAUCCUGCUCUACAGUUCAGUGCCACUGUGGGAGUUAAUGCCUCUGUCACCACCCAUCUCUCAUUCCUACCCAAGGGAGAGCAGCGCCGAACCCGCCCUGUGGCCUGUUCCUUCUGCCCUGAGUUCUCCCAUUACAUUGAGCUCCCAUGUAACUUGGUGACUCAGCACUCUAGUGGAGAAGCCUGUUUCCUGGCAGAGCUAUUGGAGUUUGCAGAAAUUACUUUUGCUAUCUAUCAUGAAAAUACCAAGUCAGUCGGUGAUAUAAUCAGCCUCCAUUCAUGCAAAGAACAUCUACUUGGAGUAGUAAAAGUUCCAACAAAAGACCUGCUAGUCAAGAGAUCUGGGAUCACAGGAUGGUAUCCUGUCAUUUUACCUGAAGAUGAGGGUCUGCCUCAUGGAUUGGAGUUUAUGCAGAAGAUUGUUGGUGGUCUGGAACUUUCAGUUUCCUUCACCCAUCCUGGAGAUAGAGAGCGGGUAUUGGAAGCUGCUGAGCUGUUGGGUUGGAGCUUUGAGAGUGGCCUAAAGGAUCUUGUUAAGAUGGAUGAAGAGGAGCCAGCCAUUGUCACCAUCUCUACUCCAAGAUUGUGGCUGCCUACCCAUUGUGUACUACUUGCUGGCCACAAGUACAUUCAUAAAAAUACAUAUUUCUACCUUCGCUAUAAACUAUAUGAUCAUGAAGCUUUUUGGACCCCUCUCAAGAAGCCUAAGGAAUCUGCAAACAAAAACCAGGUCAUGGUUACUUUCAAGGUAUCCAAGAGAGCAGAAGUCACUCGGUGCCCAUCACUACUUUGGUACUUCAGGGAGGAAAGGUUAGAGAUCCAAGUGUGGCGAGCUUAUGGCAAUGAUAGUGUGGAGAGACCUCAGCAGACAGACAGCUGGAUUGGCUCAGCCUAUGUUGACCUGGCUAGACUUGGGGAUAGGUCAACAAGGACACUAACUGUCAGUGGUGUGUAUCCUCUGUUUGGACGGAAUGCUUCCAACCUCUUUGGAGCUGCCCUACGAGUUCAUGUGGUUCUUUCUUCUCUUUCCCCACACAUGGAGCCUGCUCAUGAUCAAGACUCCAUGGACUACAGCAGCCACAGUGAGUCUGAGCAGCUCCCCAGCAGGAAUGAUGAGAUCCAACUCUCCCCACCUGGUGACCACGAGAAGUCUCCUGCCCCUACACAGGUCCUCUGCACCAGCACUGCUGCUGAAGUCUGCCAGCCCAAUGAGGGCCACACUGAAUUGGAUGGAACUGUUGCAGUCAGUAUCCUGGUAGAGAGAGCAAUGCACUUGAGUUUAAAAGGGAGUCCUUUGACAGAGCGGAAAGUAUCCAUACCUAGUUGUUGUGUAUCCUUUGCAACAGCCAGUGAGCCAUCUCCUGUGUACACCCAUGUGAUUGAAAACACAGAUUCUCCUAUCUGGAAUUUUCAGCAGCAGUCAAGGCUAUCAAAAGAGCUUCUUCUAGACCCUCAGCAAACUCUGGUCUUCAAAGUUUGGCAUAAGGGAGAUGAAGAAAGAGUGAUUGGCUUUGCCUCAGUGGACCUCUCCCCACUGCUGUCUGGCUUCCAGUUUAUCUGUGGCUGGUACAACAUCACAGACUUCAGUGGAGAGUGCCAGGGGCAGAUAAAAGUUGCUAUCUCCCCUUUGGAGAGUUUGGUACACCUCAAAGAAGAAAAACAAGCAAGACGUGGGGUGAAGACCCCAGCAUCACUGAUCCCAAUGUAUAAUCCCUUUUCCUUUCCUGCCUCUAAUCUGUGUACUGCAUUCCCCAGUCUGAUUCCAAAACAAAGCCAAGACCAGUUUACUCGCACCUCCUCAAAGGAGCUUGAUUUCUCCUCUUCUGAGAGAAGCAGUACCAAAAGAAGUCAGGCAUUACGCCAUGAACAGCAUGUACAGAACAUCCGCCGAUUUCAUGAAUCCCUGCAACAGGGAGAGGCAAUCUUGACAAGAGAUGACAAACAGACCACAUCACCUUUAUCCUCCCACACUUCCAUUCUGACUUCUCUCAGGAAGAAUCUGAGUGAGCUAGAUCAGAUCCAGCAGUACUUCAACCAGAAGCUUAGCAGACCUUCCCUGCCUCUUAGCCCUCCCACUCAUCCUGCCAUCAUACAAUGCCUGGAGAGCCGUAAGGAACAUCUCAGACCAGCAACCAGCAGCCUAGACCCUGAGAGCCAGUGCAUCCUAGAGAAAUCCAGUAGCCUGGUGUUACAAGUCAGCUCCUUAAUCGCAGAUCUGCAGACUAUCACCAGGAAUUCUCAAGCAGCUUUGACCUCUCACCGAGCCAAAAGUAGAAGUACUGCCACCGCCGUCCCAGAUACUCAAGACACAGAGACUGUGCGAGAGCGAAGCACAACACCAGACAAGCCAUUGGCAAUAGAGGAGGACACAAAUUCCUUGCCUCCUGCUCUUGAAGAGACUGCAGGUGGAAGAGAAAUGUUCCAUGAGGCCCUAGAGCAAACAGUACCUGUUACAAGGAUGCAGAGCAGUGAGGACCCCGAGACAGGCCCUGCCUUCAGUGAUGAGGACUACGAAGAAGAUGUCAUUGAGCCCAGGACCCUAAAUGAAAUCACCACUGUGACGGAUAAAACUAGCCCUUGGUCCAGUUUUGUAUCAGACAUAAGUGAGGUCAUCAGCCCUCAGCCUGAUGAGGUACAGAGGGAAGACUCCUAUCCUUCAGAGCCUUUCCCCAGUCAGGAACUCGAGGUCAGAAGUAGCUUUUUGUUAAGCCCAGAAAAGGCUAUCAACCCCCACCUGCCUGGGCAGGGCUCUCCUAGCCAAAGGCUUGUUGCUUAUGAGGGUGGUGUCCCUAAGGACAAAGUUGGUGAGCCUACCUCAACCAACCAUCAGUUGAACCCACACCUAUCACUCCCAGGAGUACAACAGAGCAAUGCUUUUGUUGAGUGGAGCUCACCUCCAGGAGAUCAUUACAAGGAGGACAAGGCAGAAGCCCAGACUGAAAAUGAAGCUGCUUCCAGUGAGCUCAGUGACUCUUCUGAUAGCUUCGAGAAGUUCCCUUUGCAAAUAAUCUCCCAGAGAAAAGGGGAAAACUAUAAGGAGUCACCUAUGGACUCCCCUGACAUCCAAGAGACGCAGGUGACAACUGAAUCAGAGGUGUCCACAAAGCAGACUCUCCUCCCAGAGCCCAUUGUGGUUCCCAACUUCUUUUUGCCUCCCCAGCAGCUGGAGGCCUCUAUGAGGAUGCUCUCACUGUCUACAGGAUUGCCACCAGCAGCAGCAGCAGAUCAGGACAAGAAAGAAGCCCUCUCCCGAAGGCCUACUCGCCCCAGACCUAUCUCCCUCCCUCCCAACCUGCCUGAAGAAGAAACUCGCAGGAUCGCACGGAUCUUUUCUUCCCAGUACUCCCAGAAAGACUGAUGCAGCCUGAGGAACUGAGGGGAGAGACCACCUGCUCACCCUCCUUCAAUCUUGUUUGGUUUGUAAGGGGUACCAGGUCUGCUUCUCUCAGCCCUGAAAAUACCACCAGCCUAGUCCAUGGAUACCCCUGAGGCCCAAUCAGCCCAUACUGAAGGACUGUCCCAAAUUGGUCCAGGGUCCAUCUGCCAGGACCUCUACCUUCAGUGGUGAGGUAAAGAUUAGAAACAAAAGGGAUUCCAGCACCAAAGCAGCUCACUUAUCUUUUGACCACAGGACCUACACAGGCAUCUCUCAGCAGCAAAGCUCCUUUGAGUAUCUUAGACACAGCACUGGCUGACGUGAGCCCACCCUCUGCCUGAAUAGGUUAGACUAUUUUUGCCUUAAAUGAUGGGAUAUGGGAAUAGAUUGUGUGCAUAGCUGAGGAACUCCUAGGGUCACCUCCAAUUCAUUUUGCUUAAGAAUAGAGUAGUUUAUAGAUGUAAAUUAUUUUUAUGCUCUAUUAGAUUAAUCAGUAAGGGACUAGGAGGAAAUCACCUCCUGUAAACUAUAUCUGAUUGUCUAAAAUAUAACCAUGUUUUUAACUUAUUUUUUACUCAGCUGAAGGUCAUUCAAUGUUCUUGCCUUUGUUUGAAUAAAAUCCUAUUGGUAUUUGUA